This is a messenger RNA of Hansenula ciferrii, 528 nucleotides long. RefSeq lists its product as uncharacterized. The transcript has a single exon. The coding region runs from base 1 to 528 and encodes 175 amino acids. The record is from RefSeq and is a predicted model, not a curated record. Lineage: Eukaryota; Fungi; Ascomycota; Saccharomycetes; Phaffomycetales; Wickerhamomycetaceae.
AUGUCAAUUCAAUUAGAUGAAGAAAAAUUAAUAGCAAUUAAUCCAAAUGAUGUUUUAAUAAAUUUUCAAACCAAAAAAUCCAAAAUCAUAAGACUUAAAGAAUCUUUAAUAAAUCUCAUGAUUAUAAUAUCCAUAAUAUUAUUAUUAUGUAUGACAUUAGAAGUAUCAAACAUAAAUAAUUCAAUUAGUUAUAAAGAAAAUAUAAAUUCAAUAGUAUCAAGAUUAAACAAUUAUUCAAAUGAAAUUAUUGAUAUAUCAGAAAUUCCAAUAGAUGAUUCAGAUGUAACACCACCAUUAAACAUUGCUACAAAUAUAAGAGAAGAACAUUUAAUUGAUGAUGUUGAUAUAAUAAAUAUAAAUCAUGAAGGUGAAGUAACAAAUUAUGAACAACCUCAAGAUAAUUUACAAGAUCUUGAAAGAUUAGAAGAAUUAAGGUUAUAUCAAGAUACAAAUGAUCAUCCUGAUUGGCAAAAACAAGAUAAUCAUGAUGAUGUUGAAAAAAAUGAUCAUGUUAGUUUGAAUUGGUAG